Lichtheimia ornata is the source of this 2916-nucleotide messenger RNA. RefSeq lists its product as uncharacterized. The transcript is spliced from 5 exons. The coding region runs from base 1 to 2916 and encodes 971 amino acids. Gene Ontology annotation, molecular function: protein binding; calcium ion binding. Gene Ontology annotation, biological process: endocytosis; endosomal transport. NCBI's taxonomy places the organism in Eukaryota, Fungi, Mucoromycota, Mucoromycetes, Mucorales, Lichtheimiaceae. Gene Ontology annotation, cellular component: plasma membrane; cytoplasm. The record is from RefSeq and is a predicted model, not a curated record.
AUGUCGACUUCAUCUUGGGAGUCUUAUUUGACACCUCAAGAACAACAAUUCUUCAACAAAUGCUUUCGUGCUGCAAGUCGUAGUCAAUCGGGUCUAGUCACUGGUCCAGAAGCUGUACGCUUCUUUGCAACUUCGGGUGUUCCCAACCAAAUCCUUUCUGAUAUUUGGGAGACGGCUGAUCGUGACAAUCAAGGCUAUUUGACACCCGAGACGUUCUCUAUUGCGUUAAAGCUUAUUGCAUGUACUCAGCAUGGCAAGGAUCCCCAAAACCCCGUAUUAUCCACUUCCGUACCACUACCACAAUUUGAAGGAUUGGAUUCAGAAGCUCCUGCUGCUGCAAGUCCUCAUGUUGGUGCUGCUGCUGCUGCUGCUCAUGGUCCUGCAAUGACAAUCACUCCUGAAGAGCGUGAAAAGUACUAUUCCAUUUUCCGUGUCCACCAACCAGCAGGAGGGUUCUUGGAUGGUGAAAGCGCCAAGAAUAUCUUUAUGAAAUCAAAGCUACCAAACGAAGCACUGGGCCAAAUUUGGAACCUUGCAGAUGUACGUCAAACCGGCAACCUCAAUCAAGCAGAAUUUGCGAUUGCUAUGCAUUACAUUGCAAAGCUUAUGGAUGGUACAAUUUCAACUCUUCCUUCACAAUUGCCGCCAAGCGUUUAUGCAACCGCAGCCGGUGAUAAUAAUCCUGUGCAACCGAUUCAACAACCACAACCACAACAGCCACAGCAACAAGUACCACAACGAUCUCAGACAAUUGAUUCACUUGGCAGCUUGGCAUUUUCAUCAUCAGCGGGUGUUGAUCAACAGCCUAAUCAACAACAAUGGAAUAUUACACCACAAGAAAAGAUCCAGUUUGAUGCAUUCUUCGAUAAGAUUGAUACCAAAAGGACGGGUUUUGUUCAAGGCACCGAUGCUGUGGAAUUCUUUACAAACUCCCGUUUGCCUGAAGCAGAUCUUGCACAAAUUUGGGAUUUGGCAGAUUCAAGUCAACAAGGUCGACUAUCACGUGAUCAAUUUGCCGUGGCAAUGCAUUUGAUUCAUAAACGACUACGUGGAGAACCAUUGCCUACUACUUUACCCAAUGCACUUGCUUUACCCCAAGGAGCGAGCCCUGCCAUGGCACCGGCAGUUGCAGCACACCAAAGCCCUGCAAUGGUACACCAUCAACCUGCUGUUCAAUCACCUCUCGCUACCAAUACAUCGCCAUUUGAGAAUCAAGAUCUUCUCGGUGAUUUUGGUGAUAAUGAACAACUUACUCAGGAUACAAACCAAGUCAAUCAGCUACAGAAUCAGAUGGCAGCACUAAAGACUUCGACUGGACAAGUACAACAUCAAAAGAUGGAUGCUCAGCAAACACUUGAACAACUUGCCAAACAAAAGAAGGAGUUGCAGGCACAAUUGGCCCAAGUGCAAUUGGCUCAUGAGACUGAAGUGAAGGAAUUGCAAGAAUUACAACAACAAGUAGAAAAUGAGCGACCUGGAUGGAUGCAGGCACAACAAGAACACGACGCUGCUCAACAACAGCUUAUUGCAACACAAAACGAGAUUGCUCAACUACAACAAACAUUGGAAACCAGCCGCACUGAGAGUGAACAACUUAGAAAGCGUGUGCAUGAAAUUCAAGAUGAGACGGCUCAGCUCACGACUCAGCUCAACAAUUUACGAUCGCAGCUCAAGCAGCAAGAUAUGAUGUUGGAUAUCAAUCGUCGUCAAGUAACAGCAUCAGAACAGGAUCGUGAUCAGGCAAAACGUGACCUUGAAGACUUUAAGGAAGAGCGACAACUUUCAGAUGACAUGGUUGAAGCAGCAAAGCCAAAACCAAAAGAAAGCGAGGCACAAAAAUCACCUCAAGCUGCUGCUGCCAGUUCCCCUGCUACUACUUCAAGCAACCUCUUUGAUUUGUUUACAGCAAAGCCAACUGACAAAGAUGAGGGUGGAAAGAAGGAAGGAUCGUCAAACGACUUUGAUGCCAUUUUUGGGAAUAUCCAAUCAAGCAAACCAACAUCCCCAGCUACACAAAGCAGCCCAUUUAGUCCAUUUGAUCCCGUUGGCUGGGCAACACCACCUGAACCCACCACCACCAGCUCACCACCCAACACAACCACUAAUACAACUCGUGCAGCAAGACCAGCUCCUCCUCCACCGCCACCACAAAGUAGACAUCACCGAAAUACGUCUGAUGCGAGCCAUACAACAGCAUCCACCACCACUUCCAUUACAAAGAAACCUCGUGCUCCACCUCCACCUCCACCAACUGCUGCUCAAAAGUCAACUGAAAAGGCUGAUAAUGAAUUCGACUCUGCUUUUAUGCCAUCUACUACUACAGCCACAACAACAUCACCACCACCCGUGGAUGAUUUUGAUGCAGCAUUUUCAGGUCAAAUGAGCAAUGCACAAGUUGUCCAAGCUGGUGGUAACGACUUUGAUGGAUUCGAUGAUGCUUUUGCCUCCUUUGAUAAAGAAGCGAAACCAAGCGAGACCAAAAAGACCAAUACGAGUGAUUUGAAUUGGGCCAGUAAUUUCGGUGGAUUUGACUUUGCUGAAGGUGAUACAAAGGGUGCAGGCAACAACAACAACAACAAGGAGGAUGAUUGGGAUUCUAUCUUUGGAGGAUCGAACUCUAAGAAUACUUCUGCUGCUGCAGCUGCAACUACGACAACGGCAACCUCUGGCGUAACAGAAAACAAGGCCGACAACAAUGAGAAGAACGUGUUCGGAUUCGAAGAUGCAUUUUCUAGUAGUGGCUUUGCACCAGCAGCACCAGCAAAACAGGAGCUAGCAUUAUCAGGAGACAAUAGCAAUUUGGAUGAGUUGAUGAAAAUGGGCUUUGAACGUAAACAAGCCAAAGAAGCUUUGGAUCGGUAUGACCAGGAUCUCGUUAAAGCAAGUAACUUUUUGCUAGACCAGAGUAGUAAAUAA